Messenger RNA from Miscanthus lutarioriparius, 1668 nucleotides. The record is from the annotation of a GenBank genome assembly. NCBI's taxonomy places the organism in Eukaryota, Viridiplantae, Streptophyta, Magnoliopsida, Poales, Poaceae.
AUGCAGAGUCAUGGAAGUACAUUAUCAUUACCGACGAAUAUGCCAGCUGUUUUUUUGAAGGAAAUUACCCUUGAUUUCGCUACUGAGCGAAAACUUGGUGGCUCAGUAUUUGGAACAGUGUACAAGGUACAAGAAAACUGGAAGACAGAUGAACAAAUAAUAUACAAGUACCCAUUAUUAGAUGCAAAUGGCCUCCAGCAAGUAAAAACAUGCAUCUUAAUUGCGCUGAAGUGCGUGGAGGCUGAUCGGAACAAGAGACCUUCCAUAGUGGAUAUUGUUGAUAAGCUCAACGGGAAACGUAUGCUAAUUUUUGACCAGAUAUGGGCCGAUAGUUCAUCUCCAGAUGAGAUGACGCCCACGUCCUCUGUGCAGCUUUACGUUGACCCACCGCAGCUUCGCUUCCCCUUCAAGCAAAAUAAAUCGUUCUCAUGUCCACUGCGUCUAAUCAACAGGACAGACGACUACGUCGCUGCUAAGCUUCUCACGAACAACCCAAAGCGAUACGUCGCUGCUACGUUGCUGUGCGGAGUUGUGCCACCGCGGUCCACUUACACCCUUGUCGUGACAAUGAAGGGGCACGAGCAACUUCUUGCUGACGAAGUCCUUUCUCUAGAAAGCUGUAUUGUCCAUAAAGGCGUCAACGUCGAGAAUGCCGACCUACACUCAGUAGGUAUCACAUCAUUUAAGAACAUUUUUAAAGAAGCGAAAGGGUUGGGGGCUGACAAUGUGCAUGAGCACAAGCUCAAGGUUGUGUUUGACUUACCGAAAGAGGCAACUUUUGACCAGCCGUUCCAGUACGAAAUUGAGAUCAUAUCCAAUAAGAAGUUGUCACAGGUGUUGUGUGUGGAAGUGCAUCCAGUGGAGCCGUGGAUAAUGACGAGCCAUCAGGGGGGAGACAUUUAUAUUUGGGACUACCAGGAACAGGAAAUAGAGAGCUCCUUCGACUUUACACAGAGACCAGUGAGUUCAGUCAAAUUCAUUGAAAAAGAGGAAUGCCUUGUGGCUGGUGAUGGCGAUGGGAUUAUCUACGUAUACAGCUACGAUACAGACGAAAAGGUCACAAGCAUUGAAGCUCACGAGGCUAACAUCACGUCAUUGGUUGUACAUCCCACUGAUCCUCUUGUGCUCUCGUCGUCCGACGACCACCUGAUAAAGAUUUGGGACUGGAAGAAGGGCUGGGAGUGUAUUCGAACAUUAGAGGGCCACUCUGACACAGUGAUGCAAGUGGUUUUCAACCCAGUGGACACCGACAGUUUUGCCAGUGCAUCCUUGGACCAAACAAUCAAGAUCUGGAAUAUAUCUUCUUCUAAGUGCAAGAAAACACUGUCUGAUCAUCUGGUCGAACUGCCUUGUGUUCUAACCUACAUGGGUGAUACUGGACAGUGUUUGGUUGCCGGCUCUUCGGAUGGGACAACACAAAUCUGGGACUUGGAGACAGAAACAUGUGUUCAGACACUCGAAGGGCACACAGACCGUAUCUCUUCUGUCUAUCGUCACCCAGAACUUCCGUUACUACUCACAGGUUCACAUGAUGGGACUGUCCGCACAUGGAACUCCGAUACAUACAGGUAUAAAGCAUUGCCUGUUUGCUGUAUGAUCUCUGUGCAGUAUAAUAAAGGAUUUGAGAAAAACUUCCCAAUACUUUUCAAACCACGUGAAAAUAAUUAA